AUGCAGCAUGGAGACGGGGUGAAACCACCAAAGGAUGCGUCUCAGGAGCGGAAAAUUCCCAAAUUCCUUCGGACAAAUGCCAAGACUUUGCCCCCUAAAUUGCCGCUGAAAGUUCACUCGAGUAGGGUUGGCGAGUCACUUAACACAAUCCCACAGUCGAAUUCAUCAGUGUGGACCAAAUAUCUGCAAAAGGACGAGAUUGAGUUGAACGGGCUGGUGAGCGUUGCCCAAGAAAAUCGCCGUUUAGAUACCUGUGUUCUAGUUCGACAAAUGAGCAAUGAAAGUCUCUACCAUAAAUUGAGGAUCCUGGCUCAGUUCCGCAGACAGCGCUAUUUCCCCAAAACAAUUGAGAUCUUCUUCUCAGGUUCCAUGGUGGAUGUUGUGUGUGAGUAUGUGGAUCUAAAUCUCCUACACAUCUCUGAGAGCUUGAGAAUUCCCACGGAGAAGGAGCUCGCUGCGAUCGGAGGACAGGAAAGUCGCCUAUACAUGCCAAUGCCCUUCCACGUACUGACAAAACGCAGUUGA
Exophiala bonariae is the source of this 525-nucleotide messenger RNA. RefSeq lists its product as uncharacterized. The transcript has a single exon. NCBI's taxonomy places the organism in Eukaryota, Fungi, Ascomycota, Eurotiomycetes, Chaetothyriales, Herpotrichiellaceae. Bases 1 to 525 code for a protein of 174 amino acids. The record is from RefSeq and is a predicted model, not a curated record.